GUUUGACCCAUCAGGGGCACCGUAAACUCUCAGCAUCACGUGAGCACUCCAGUUUCCUGUUGCUAUUGUAUUACACUUCCAUAUUUUUCACCUCAAAGAGCGUCUGUGAUGUAAACUACCGCGGUGAGUUCGCUCCUUCUGUGUGAUCUGUCUCCACGCACCGAGUCCGUUUAACGUCCUGCCUCGUCCUUACAGUCCAGCAGAGCUGCUGAUCGCGGGGAAAAUGGCCAACAGUGUAGCUUUCCAGAGCAAGUUAACCUCGAUCAUGGAGAUGCUAACUAAAGCAGCCGUGGUGGAAAUCGGCAAACUGUGGGAGGACGGCUUCGCUUUGGUCCAGGUCGAGCUUCGGAGGAGAGAGAUUGAAAUCGAGGCUCUGAACAGAAAGUUGUUGUUGAUGGAAAAGGAGCGGUUAGCAGCUCGGGCUCAGACUGCAAAUAACUCCUCAUCAUCUUUUUCCAAGAGAGAGCAGCAGAAUAAGCUGCUGCCGCCCGCCGGUGAUGGGCCUACGAUAGAAUCGGUCCAGACCUUGUCUUCGGAUCAGAGCGUGAGAGAUAAGGUGGAUAUUUCACCAAAUCAGGGAACGUCAUCACCUCCUCAAACAGAAGAGAAACACAGUGAGCAGCGCAAAUCUGACAGUACGGGCAAAGAUGACGAAGACUUAGUAGUCAAGCUAGAAGACGAGGAUGACGUCCAGAUUGUGGAGCAGGUUGUGGACUCGGAUCACAGCGUUAACAGUGGAGCAGGUCCCCACGAGAUGAAUCUGAACCACCAGCCUGCUGAGGUUGUAGAAGAGCAAGAGUCGCAGCAGUGGCUGACUGUUUCGGUGGGAGACAGCGACACUGCAGAUGACUCGGAGUGCUUUUUCGAACCAAAGCAGUUGUCUCAAAAUCUGGACUCCGAAAUCUUGCUCAUUCAAAAUGCCUUGGACAUUUUCGAUAAUUCAGCAGAGGGAGCAUACUCGGACAGGUUUAUGAGGGACAAUGAAACGGUUCAAGGUGCAUCAAGUAAAUCAAGGGCUCCUGUGACUUUCAGCCAGUCUCAGCCAAGUCAACCUAUAGAAGCAAUAAAUCACUCAGAGAGAGGAAUGUCCAUUAGAUUCCUCUCAGAAAAACAGCAACCACAGACUAAAAACAUGUCGACCUUUAACACAGACAACAGACUCUUUCAUUUAAACGACCCAGAGUUGCACAAAACUAUAGCGGGGCGCCGCAUUAGGGAGAAGUGGUACAUCUGCCCGUUCUGUGGGAAGAGCUUUGAUCGCAUCAGCCACCUCGAGAUACACCAGCGAAUUCACACAGGAGAGAAACCGUACACAUGCGACACGUGUGGCAAGUGCUUUUCUCAGAGGAGUAACCUUCGUACUCAUCAAAGGACUCACAAAGAGGCUCUCACACAGAACGCAGUUUAAUUCAGUAGAUUUUGAAGAAAAGCUAGAAAUAUCUAAGUGGCUUUUAGAUCUAGAUUUAUUAACAAAUUCUGUUUGUCUUUUGAUAUUUCUGGAAAUAUAAUGUAGCAGACUGAUUUAACUGUGCCCUCUUUUUGUGAAAUAAACAAAAAUUUUG
Oreochromis aureus is the source of this 1562-nucleotide messenger RNA. Its product is annotated as zinc finger and SCAN domain-containing protein 22-like. The coding region runs from base 224 to 1408 and encodes 394 amino acids. The record is from RefSeq and is a predicted model, not a curated record. Lineage: Eukaryota; Metazoa; Chordata; Actinopteri; Cichliformes; Cichlidae. The transcript has 2 exons. Gene Ontology annotation, cellular component: nucleus.